UUUCUGCCCGUCAAUCUUUUUUCGAUAAGCUAAAACACGGUAGUAGGUGCAGGAAACUGUGCAUCUCGAGAAGGUACGUAUGCAAACGCCCGAUAAGAUCGAAUAAGAGAAAAAACGAAAAGCACGAAAGACAAUAAGGAUGGGUCACAAGGGACGAAGAAGGGUAUACUUUGUUCACGAUCUCGAGCUGGAACCGAGCGGGGGUAUGGAAAGUAGUGCAACAAUCUUAUAGGAUAAGAGGAACAGGAAAGAUAUACUGGCCUAUACACCUCAAAGAGCUGAAAAUUGUCGUAAUACACACGUCCAUCCUUAUUGGCCUUCACCCCAUUGGAUCUCGGGAUUGAACGCCCACUCCUGAGGUAGAGCCCAGCUCUCUGGCAAAGGGGCCGAAGGUGGCGGGACAGCAGAGUAAGCCGGGGGUGGCAUGGGGUACAGCUUUUGCUGCGAGAGGGUGUGACGUUUCCGGGAAGAGUAGUCAGGGUAGACAUCUGAGCCGAUGUGGAAGCUCGGACUCUCAGAGUAGGGGGUGGCUACCAUCUGCUGACGGGGGAAGAAAGAGGUCCAGUCUUUUCUGUCGACCUCGCUCGACGAGGAGGAAGAGGAGAUGUUUCGCGCGCGCUUGAAUGGGGAGAUGGACUCGUCUGGUAUGCCUCGCUUGAGAGGGGCGGAGGAGAUGGGGACGAGGACGGAGGCAUCGGAGAUGUCGGAGAAGGCGGCGCUGCUUCCGGAGAAAGAGCGGGGGGUACUGCAGCGGAGGGCGUCGUUGGUGGAAGAGGAGAUGGAUUCGACGCGCGGCUUGGUGGACGCGGUCGACGCCUUGGGAGUGGCGGAAGCGGCGGGCUCGGAGGCGGUGGCCUUGGCAAUCUAUGAGAAGUCCCCAACUCUCUUCGUCUCCCUCUCCGUCAAAUAAUCCUGGCACUUCUCCACAGCCUUCAACACCUCCUUCCUCUUCUCUUUCCCACUCGCCACCCUAUCCAUCAAUUUCCUCAUCUUCUCCCUAUUCCCAUCCGCCCACUUGUUCAAGAUAUCCGUCCAGCCAGCCCGGCGGCGAAAGUUGGUGAGGUCAGAGUCGACCUUGCCACGGGCGAUACCGGCGGCGACGGCGAGCUUCUCUUUUUGGGCGGCGGUUGGGUAGGGGUAGGCGAGGUUAUUGAGGAACCAGAGACGGACGACGGAGUGG
Molecule: messenger RNA, 1180 nt
Organism: Cryptococcus amylolentus CBS 6039
Lineage: Eukaryota; Fungi; Basidiomycota; Tremellomycetes; Tremellales; Cryptococcaceae
Exons: 3
Coding region: 605-910 (101 amino acids)
Source: RefSeq, a predicted model, not a curated record